This is a messenger RNA of Ctenocephalides felis (cat flea), 998 nucleotides long. Its product is annotated as palmitoyl-protein thioesterase 1-like. Gene Ontology annotation, molecular function: palmitoyl-(protein) hydrolase activity. Gene Ontology annotation, biological process: receptor-mediated endocytosis; protein depalmitoylation. The record is from RefSeq and is a predicted model, not a curated record. NCBI's taxonomy places the organism in Eukaryota, Metazoa, Arthropoda, Insecta, Siphonaptera, Pulicidae. The transcript is spliced from 5 exons. Gene Ontology annotation, cellular component: lysosome. Bases 388 to 915 code for a protein of 175 amino acids.
AAAAUGAAGUCAUUAUUAGUGUUAUUAAUAAUUGUGAAAGCUUGUGCGGCAAAUAAUGUGUUAAUUACAACUAAUUCUGAAAUAAAACCAAUUGUUAUUUGGCAUGGAAUGGGGGAUAGUUGUUGUUUCCCCUUCAGCAUAGGAGGUUUUUCAAAACGACUCCAAGAGAAACUCUUGCCCGGUGUUUACAUUCAUUCGAUAAGAAUAGGAAAUAAUGAAUUCGAAGAUGUUGAAAAUGGUUUCUUUAUGUCUCCGAACAAGCAAGUCAGAUUGGCGUGUGAAGCUAUACAGAAUGAUCCACACUACAAGAUGGUUAUAACGCUUUAGGAUUUCUCUCAGGGGGGACAAUUUUUGCGAUCCUUAGCUCAGAGAUGUAACGGACCACAAAUGUACAAUCUUAUAACUUUGGGUGCUCAACAUCAAGGUGUCUUUGGGGCACCCUAUUGUCCGGCAGUUCAUCACAGUAGUUGCGAGUAUUUUAGAAAAUUGUUGACUCAAACUGCUUAUAUAAGGUGGGUCCAAAAGUCUUUAACCCAAGCAACCUAUUGGCACGAUCCUCUAAACGAAGACAAAUAUAAAAACAGCAGUAUAUUCUUAGCUGAUAUUAACAAUGAACGUGACUACAAUGUUGAUUAUGUAACAAAAUUGUCAUCAUUAAAUAAAUUUGUGAUGGUUAAAUUCAAUUUCGACACAAUGGUGCAACCGAUUGCUUCGGAAUGGUUCGGGUUCUAUAAGAGUGGACAGGAUGUCGAGAUUGAGGACUUGCAUAAUAGUAAUAUUUAUUUAGAGGACAAGUUGGGAUUAAAACAAAUGGACGAGGAUGGUAAAUUGUACUUUUUGGAUGUAAAUGGAGAUCACUUGAGAUUUACUGAGGAAUGGUUUAUUGAAAAUAUCAUUCCCUUCUUAAAGGAAUAGUUUAUGUAAUUAUACAUAUAAUUAUUAGACUGAAUAUUUUCGGAGCAUCAAAUUUUGUGAUCAAUUUUUUUCUUAGGAUAUAA